AUGCCCCCAACUGCCAUCGCCCCACCUGCAGGUCCCCCGCCACCGAAAGGCGGCAGCCCCAUCAAGCCGCCAUCCGGGGCACCUCCUCUAAAACCCCCUUCAGGCGCACCCCCCAUCAAGCCCCCACCGGGCUCCCCACCUCUCAAAUCUGCUGCAGCUCCAGGGGGAAAUCUGCCAGGUCCCCCAAGCGGGCCACCUCCAGGCCCCCCUGGUCCCCCGAAGGGCCCCCCGCCCGGUCCGCCUCCGGGGCCACCGCCUGUCGAUCCCAACGACACCCCCUCCAAAACUGCGUUAACAUCACCGGAUGCUACGUCAUUACCCGCCCGAACGUUGGUGAAAAAGGGCCGCUUGCACUUCAAACUGCUCGAAGCGAGGGGGUUAACUCGUCCUGGAUCGAAGAAAGACGACGGCAAAAAAACAUUCAAGGCUGACGUGUACUGCAAACUCAAGGUGGGCGCGACCACCAAGCACAUCAAGGAGCUUAAAAGUCGCACGUGGAAGAAGAGCGGGCGGGACAUUGGGUUUCAGGAAGAAGCGUUGUCCGUGAAUUUGGACCACCCGGAGAACAUGCUCACAUCAUCGCACGACUUGCUCGUGACGGUGGACUUGUGGGACGAGAAUAUGAUUGCCGACGAGUUGCUGGGGACGUGCGACGUGUCAGUUCUUCGGUUUCUGGACGGCCACACGCACAUGCAGACCGUGCCCCUUGUGCACAUCAAGACGAGGCUUCCAGCGGGGGAAGUGGACAUGGAGUUCCGCCUAGACAUUGCCACGCCCGGCAUGCUCAGCAUCAUUGUCAUGGAGGGGCGAAAUCUGAAGAACAUGGAGCUCGUGGGCAAGCAGGAUCCGUACUGCAAGUUUGAGCACGGCGCGGCGCUGUCCAAGCGGACGAAGACCAUCGACAAGGGCGGCACGCACCCAUACUUUGGCGAAGAGGAGCUUUGUUUCUGGAUCACGAGCGAGUCGUGGGUCACCGAUAUGGUUGUGCGUGUCUUUGACGAAGACGUUGGUAGCGACGACUUUAUAGGCGAAGGGUCGUUUUCCGUGCUCACGUCGAUGCAAGUGUGUGGCCAAGGGGCGGCGGACGUGGUGCUACCCCUCACAAACGGGGGUAAAUCGGCCGGCGAGUUGUUUUGCAAAGUCCAGUUCUUUCCCGCGGGGCAUUUAACAUUGCAUUGCAUCGCCGGGCGUAAACUACGUGAUGUGGACACGGUGGGGCGGCAAGAUCCGUACUUGAAGCUGACACUGGAAGGCUCGUGCAUCAAGUCUGUGAUGCGGACGCAGAUCGACACGGACGGAGGCAAGGAGCCCGAGUGGAACCAAAUGUUCGAGUUCGACGUGGUGGAUCAGUUUACGAUGGUCGUCGAGUGCUGGGACCACGACGGGAUGGGGGACGAUGACUUGAUCGGUGAGGCCUCGGUGUCCUUGUUGCCCGUGUUCCGCUACGGGUACAUCGACGAGUGGGUACCCCUGACGUUCAGAGGCAAGUUCGGGUCGUCUCAAAAGGCCGGCGAAGUGCAUUUUGAGCUGUCGUUUGUGGCAGUUCACGGGAUUGGGUACCCCCAGCACCAGGUGGGAAUGGACACGUUUGACGAGAAGGAGCGCUUGACAAAGGACACGGCGCACUUGCGUGUGAAAGACGACGCGCCCAAACCCAUCGAAGUGGUGCCGUCGCAUGUGCUUGUCCAGCAGGCCAAGACGGCAGCGGCCCCUGACAACAAGAGCGAGUUUUCCGAAGACGACGUCCUUGGCGCGUUCAAGUUCAUCGACUUGGACAAAAACACGUUCAUCGGGGCCGCGGAGAUUCGGCAUAUUUUGAUCUGCAUGGGCGAGCUCAUCACGGACGCCGAAGUGGACGAAAUGGUGCGCAUGGUGGAUCGGGACGGCGACGGACAAGUGUCGUUCGAGGAGUUCCGGAAGCUCGUGGUGCACCCGGACCCUGGGAGCAUGGACUUUGGCAAGGAUACUGAUGACGUGGCAGUCACAGAGGUGUACCGCCGCGAAGACAUUGUCACGGACGACGACCGCAAGCGCGAGAUGGAGGUCAAGAUGCAGAAAAAGGCACUCGUGGACCGGUUCAUUGGCGACAACAACAUCACGCUGGACAUGCUGCGGCGGGUAUUUGGCCGGUUCAAAAAGUCCGACAAGGCCGGCUUGAGCUUUGAAGACUUUUACACGCUAUUUGAGGUGGAGCCCGUGGGCGAGUACAGAAAGCUCCAUGCGUUGUACGCUGGCGACAAGCUCGCAGAUAUUCGAGAGAUUCUCCUGGGCAUGAGCAACUUGCUCGAGAUUGACAAAACUAUGAAAGCCCAGUUUUGUUUUGAAAUAUACGACGACGACCACAACGGGUUCAUCACCGAGGACGAACUUGUGAAUAUCCUCAAGGCUACCCACAUGACCACGGAGGCGAAUGUGCUAAAAAAAGCCAAGACGAUCUUGAAGCAAGCCGAUUCCGACGGCGAUCACAAGAUCAACCUCGACGAAUUCCACGUGAUUUCGAAAAAGUUUCCCAACAUUAUUUUCCCGCACGUUUAA
This is a messenger RNA of Aphanomyces astaci, 2535 nucleotides long. RefSeq lists its product as hypothetical. Gene Ontology annotation, molecular function: calcium ion binding. The transcript has 11 exons. The record is from RefSeq and is a predicted model, not a curated record. Bases 1 to 2535 code for a protein of 844 amino acids. Lineage: Eukaryota; Oomycota; Saprolegniomycetes; Saprolegniales; Verrucalvaceae.